This is a messenger RNA of Penicillium digitatum Pd1, 321 nucleotides long. RefSeq names its product thioredoxin family protein. The record is from RefSeq and is a predicted model, not a curated record. Gene Ontology annotation, cellular component: cytosol. Gene Ontology annotation, molecular function: protein-disulfide reductase activity. Lineage: Eukaryota; Fungi; Ascomycota; Eurotiomycetes; Eurotiales; Aspergillaceae.
AUGGGUGUCACUGCUAUUACCUCCGCCGAGGAGUACAAGACCAAGGUCACCGAGGCCACCGGCCCCGUCGUCGUCGACUUCCACGCCGUCUGGUGCGGUCCCUGCAAGGCCAUUGCCCCUACCCUCGAAAAGCUCAGUGAGGCCCACACCGACGUCCAGUUCUACAAGGUCGACGUUGAUGACCUCGCCGAGGUUGCCGCUGCCAACGGUGUCUCUGCCAUGCCUACCUUCCACUUCUACAACGGUGGUGAGCGCAAGCAGGAGGUCAAGGGUGCCAACCCCCCUGCCAUCCAGGCCGGUCUCAAGGCUAUCCUUGCAUAG